Molecule: messenger RNA, 435 nt
Organism: Hirsutella rhossiliensis
Lineage: Eukaryota; Fungi; Ascomycota; Sordariomycetes; Hypocreales; Ophiocordycipitaceae
Exons: 3
Coding region: 1-435 (144 amino acids)
Source: RefSeq, a predicted model, not a curated record
AUGUUUGCGACGCUCGUCCGGCGGCUGGCCCAGGCCGGCAAGGAGCCCGUCGCAAAGCGGGUGCCGCUGACCAUCUACACGAACCCUCACAAAGCGCGGAAGCUGUGGCCGCCAGACUUCCGCGAGCUCAACUCCCAGCAGCAGCUUCGGUUCGAGAAAAAGUACAAGCGCCGCAUACGCAUGGCCAGCCACUCGCCGAGGUGGAUAAAGGGCACCAAGUAUGCGCAGCUCGUGACCACGGCAGUUGUCUUGGUCUACAUCUUCUUCUACGCCGAUUUCGAAUUCUGGGGACAGGAAUAUAAGCCAUCCGUGGAGAUGCGCCGACAUGCUAUGAAUGUAUUUGGCGUCAUGGAUCCCGAGAAACGGUACGAACGUCGCGAGGACGCUCCGGAAACGGGGGUGCCUACAAAGGGACCGGCGUCACAGUCCAAAUAA